CGCGGCAAUGGGAGACCGCCGCCCCCGGCUGGCCCGGCGCGCCUGCACGGCCCAGGGCUCACGGCACGCAGGCGCCCGGCGGGCAGGCGCACCCGCGGCCCGGGCCCGCCUGAGCGCGGUGCGCCAGGGCAGGCAGCGGAGCGGCCCCCGGCGGGGCGGGGCGAAGCGUGGCGGGCGCGGGCGCGGGCGCGGCUGCCGAGUCCGUCAUGGCGGCGGGAGCGGGGGAGGCGGCGGGGAGCGAGGCCUCCCUGCGGCGGCAGCUGCAGAGCUCGCGGGAGGCGCAGCACCGGCAGGCGGUGCUGGUGCGGAAGCUGCAGGCGAAGGUGCUGCAGUACCGGACUUUGUGUCGAGAGUUGGAACAGCAAGUGGAAGCAGGAGGGGGAUGCCUUCCAGGCAAGUGGGAAGCCACAGAAGACCACAGCCUGGAGAAAGCACUGCUUCAGGUGGAAGAGGAGCAGCAAAGGUGUGAGAAUCUGGCAGAAGUGAACACUCUCCUGCGGGAGCACCUCAACAAAGCAAAUGAGGUGAAUUCAGCCCUCAGAGAAGAUGUUGGAAAACUGACGGCAGAUUGGAUGAGGGCCCGGGAGGAGCUGGAAUUGAAGGAGAGUGAAUGGCGCAAUGACCGUGAGCUUUAUGAAAACUACUUAAGGGGUGAACAUAACCGUCUCAUUGGCCUGUGGCGUCAGGUGGUAACCUUCCGCCGUCAUUUUCUGGAAAUGAAGACUGCCACUGACAGAGAUUUGUCGGAGCUGAAGGCAGAGCAGAUGAGGCUUUCUGGAUCUGUCCUUGUAAACUGCUCCCGUCUAAACUCCAGCAUACAGCUCUGGGAGUCCAUCACUCUGGGUAGACCUGUCCUGAAGGAUCAGGCACAGCAGCAAGCAGGACAGGAAAUUAACCAGAAGACUGGAGAAGUGAUGUGCUUACAGGUCAAGGAGGACAUGGAGAAGAAGGAGCUUCAAGACAGGGUGAUGGAGCUCUCAGCCCUGCUUGUACAGUCUCAGAAGCAAAACGAGGAGAAGGAGAAGGCCGUGAAAAUGCUUAACGACACUUUGGAGAUUCUAGAAGCAAGUCAGUUAGAGAGAGAAUAUGAAGCUUCAUUGACUAAAAGUGCCAAAGAGGAGAAUCUUUCCCUCCAAAAGGUGAUAAAAGAUAUAACUGAGGUGGUGUUAGAUGACAGUGACAGUACAGUCAACAUUAUCUGCACCGAGAGUUCCCAACAUGCAGAGUAUAGCAACAUCCUCUCUUCUCUGAGGUCCGUUGAUGCAGAGCAUGCCUUUGUAUUGGUUCAGGAAGCACUGGCAAGGAGGCAAGGGGCAACACAGGCCCUAAAAGAAGAGCUUUCUGCCAGACAGGAUUCUAUCAAUUUCUUGCUGCACCAGCACAGACAGUGGGAAGAGAAGUGCAGGAAGCUGCAGCAAAGGGUUGAGCAGCUGGAGGAGGAAUGCAAGAUGUCCAGCAGCCACCAGCAGCACCUCCACUCUCUAGUAGAAGCACUCAGAAGUGACUGUGCAAACCUCGAGAAGACCAGGGAAGACCUACAGCAACAGCUUGAAGUGACAGAGCGAGAAGCCUCGCGUCUGCGACAAAGUAACACCGAACUGCAGUUGAAGGAAGAUUCAGCCCAGGGGGAAAUGGCAGAGCAGCAACAGAUGAUGGAGAGAGCACGUAGUGACCAGGAGCUCCUAAUGAAGGACUUGGCUGUCCUUGAAGAGAAAUAUUCCUUAUUACAGAAUGAGUUGGUAGUUGCGAGAGAGACACUGGAGGAAUUGCACCUUCAGAGGGAUCUGCUGAAGCAAGAGAAACAUGAGCUUACCAUGGCACUGGAGAAGGCAGAGCAGUCAGUCGCAGAGUUGACAGGGGCUCAGAAUAAGCUGAGUGCUGAAAUAGCUGAGCUACGUGUCGCAACAGGGAACAUGAGCAGUAUCAAUGAAGCUCUUGCAUUGGAUAAAGUGCAACUGAACACACUUGUGCUGCAGCUGGAGCAAGAGAACGAAGUUCUGUCAGGUAAAGUGGGCGAGAUGGAGAGAGCAAAGAUCUCUGACCAGGAGAAGCUGAACUUGUGUAAGAGAACAAAUGAAGAGCUCUGCGCAGAGAAAGCCCGCCUGGAGCAGCUGCUGAAGAAAGCAGAGGAGCAACAGGAGGGGCUGCAGGUACAGCUGACAAUACUGGCAGAGGAGAAGGAAGAAACCCAAGAGAAACUCAGUCAGGUUUACCACCAGCAAGAGUCAGCUAGCAGUGGUCUGGAGCAGUUGCGCCAGGAGUCCUCUCGCCAAGGGCACGCACUGGCCAAGGUGACCAAAGAGAAGGAAUUGCUGGUGCAUGAGAAGGCUGCCCUAGAGGUGCGACUGGCAGCCAUGGAGCGGGACAGACAUGGCCUUUCAGAGCAGCUGGCAGAGGCCAGGUCACUAAAGGAGACCCUGGAAUCUAGCCUGUUUGAGGCUCAGCAGCGCUUAUCUCAGCUGGAGAUCACCAAGAGUCAGCUUGAAAUCCAACUUCAUGCAGUUACACAGGCCAAGGAGGUAAUACAAGGGGAAGUGAAGUGCCUUGAACAUGAGCUGGAAGCUGAGAGAGCUCUCAUGAAGCAGGAACGGGAAAACAUGAAGCAACAGCUCAUGCAAACAGAACAGCAGUAUAACAAUACCCUGAAACUUCAGGAAACUGAUCAUGGAGUGGAAAUAAACAAGCUUCUGCAAGACCUGGCAAGGGAGCGGGAAGGGCGCAAUUCAGAGCUGCAGGAGAUGCGGGAGCAAUGGGAAAAAGAGAAGGCAGAGAGAGAAGGGGAGCACGAGAAGAAGCUGUUUGAUAUGAAGGAGAGAGUUGCUACCAUGCAAGCUCAACAAGAAGAGGAACUAAUCAGAGUUGAAGAUGCCAAGCAACAGGUCCUGCUAGAAGAGGAGCGUGAGAAGAAAGCUUUAUUAGAGACACUAGUCCAAACGCAGAGAGAGCUAAGAGACACCUGCCAGCAGCUAGAGCAGCUCAGGCAGGAGGUGAAAGAGCAGCAAGAGAAUGGGCAGAACAUGACAGAAAUGCUGCAAGCAGAGCUGCAGGAAACUCACAGUAAGAUCCAGGCAGCGGAGAAGAGGCACAAGGAAGAAAUCAAAACCAUCGGAGAGGAAAUGGGUGUCCUACUUCAGCAGAGGGAUGCUCUACAAAAACAGGUGGAAGAGUUGACAUCUCAGCUAGCAGCCUCUGAAGAGUCCCAGCAAGUGACUGGCCGCAAAGCUCAGCAAGAGGUGAGCGAGGCACAGGAACUGUCAAGGCAGAAGGCACUGGAGGUUAUGCACCUCCAGAAGAUCUUAGAGGAGAAGAAGAGUCAAUGGGAAGAGGUAGAACAUCAGAACAAGGAGCUGCAAGCGUGUCUGCAGUCCUUGGAGGGGGAAAGGAGUCGAUGGGAAGAAGUGGAGCAUCACAACACAGAAUUUCAGGCUUCAUUGAAGGUCCUAGAGAGUGAAAAAGCCAGGCUGACUUUGUCUCUGGAAGAGAAGGAAAAGAGCCUCAGAACCCUGGAAGAAAACAGCUUUGCCCAGCACAAUGAGGUGUCUCGGCUUCUCUCAGCUGUUCACCAGGCCCAGCAGCUCCAUUCGGACCACAGAAGAGAAAUACAAGAGCUCAACAACCAGAUAGAGUCACUGCAAGAAGUAGUGCUGGAGAAGGAGGCUGGCUUGGCAGCUCGAGAGAAGCAGCUGCUGAAGGAUCUGGAGGAGUCCCGAGCAAAUGAACAGUGCUUGAGGGACUCUCUGCGCAUGCUGGAGGCUGAGAUGUCUGAACUGCGUUUGAGGCUUUGUAGCACAGAGAACAGAGCGAAGGCGUUGGCCACAGAGCAUCAGCAGGCUAACAGGGCCCACUGUGAUGCCCGAUCCCAGCUGGACAAACUGCACUCGGCUCUCCACCGCAUGAUCAGGGACAGCAGAGACUUAGUCACUUGGAGUUCAGAACAGGGUCAAGUCUGGGACCUGACUGUUUCUCAGGCCAAGGACCUCCCUGCAGAGCUCACAGUGGACAGAGUGGCAGCAGCCCUACAAGACCUGCGUCAGCACCUGAUGCAGACUCAACAAGAUCUGAAUGAUGCGAGGAAGAAGAUACAAGACUCAGAGCUGGAGCUGAGCAGGUGGCAAGCUGGGAGGGACCGUUUCAGCACCCACAAUCAAAAGCUGCAGAAACAGAUGGCUCAAAGUCAGGAAGAGACACAAGUGGCAGAAUGCAAGAAGAACUCUCUACAAGCUGCCCUGCAGGAAGAGGCCGCUGCUUUAAAAGAGGAGGCUACAACUCUACAUCAAGAGGUGGUGUCUUUGGAAAAGAAACUCGAGAGCACUGAGAGGCAGAGAAAGGAUGUCCUGCAUGAACGGGACAGACUGCAAGCACUUAAAGAAGAACUGGUGUGGGAGAUAAAAAUUCUGCAGGAAUCAGUCACAGCCUCUGAAACACGAGCAAAUACAGCAACAGAUAUGAAUCACUCCCUUGAACAAGAACUCCAAACUACGUUGUCUAUCUUAAAAAUUAAAAAUGAGGAAUUGGAAACACAGUGGGAGAAAAUCCAGAUGCUACAGAAAGUGGCAGCAGAGGGAGACGCUUUGCAGGAGAAUCUGACUCUCAUGACUGCUAUCCUGUCAGAGAGGGAGGGAGAAAUGAAGUUGUACCAGGAACAGAUAAGAACGCUGGAAAAGCAGAAAGAAAUGCAUAAAACUACUCUCAAUCAGGCUAUUAAGGACCUAACAGAGAAGAAACAGGAGACAGAAUCCCAGCAAGAACACAUACAGGAACUGGAGAAGCAGCAAGAAGAACAAGGGAUUGCUCUAAGCAAAAUGAAUAAAGACCUGGAAGAGAAAGACCAGGAGAUCAGAUCCCAGCAGGAACAGAUAGCGGAGCUGGAGAAGCAGCGGGACAUGCAGGGGACUGCUGUUGGCAGGAUGAGCAAAGACCUGGAGGAGAGGGACCAGGAGAUCAAAUCCCAGCAGGAACAGAUAGCGGAGCUGGAGAAGCAGCGAGACAUGCAGAGGACUGCUGUUGGCAAGAUGAGCAAAGACCUGGAGGAGAGAGACCAGGAGAUCAAAUCCCAGCAGGAACAGAUAGCGGAGCUGGAGAAGCAGCGGGAUAUGCAGAGGACUGCUGUUGGCAAGAUGAGCAAAGACCUGGAGGAGAGGGACCAGGAGAUCAAAUCCCAGCAGGAACAGAUAGCGGAGCUGGAGAAGCAGCGGGACAUGCAGAGGACUGCUGUUGGCAGGAUGAGCAAAGACCUGGAGGAGAGGGACCAGGAGAUCAAAUCCCAGCAGGAACAGAUAGCGGAGCUGGAGAAGCAGCGAGACAUGCAGAGGACUGCUGUUGGCAAGAUGAGCAAAGACCUGGAGGAGAGGGACCAGGAGAUCAAAUCCCAGCAGGAACAGAUAGCGGAGCUGGAGAAGCAGCGGGACAUGCAGAGGACUGCUGUUGGCAGGAUGAGCAAAGACCUGGAAGAGAAAGACCAGGAGAUCAAAUCCCAGCAGGAACAGAUAGCGGAGCUGGAGAAGCAGCGAGACAUGCAGAGGACUGCUGUUGGCAGGAUGAGCAAAGACCUGGAGGAGAGGGACCAGGAGAUCAAAUUCCAGGAGGGGAAAAUAAUGGUUCUAGAACAACAUGCUGCAUCACAAGUGAGAAAUCUACUUGUGGAUCUUGAUCGUAUGAAAGGAAACUUGAAGGAGAAAAACAUAGAGCUUAUGUCACUGACUCAGCAGAUCCAAGAACUAGAAAAGGAGAGAGAAGAGGUGAAAUCUCUGCAUGCAAGUCUUGAACACCUGAGAGCAAUUCUCAAGGACAGAGAGAGUGAGUGUGAUUCUCAAAGGGGUCAGUUAAGAUACUUGCAGCAGUACAAGGAACAGCAAGAUGGGCACCUGCAAGAGCUUCAUGGUAAAGUAGAAAAGAUGACACUUUCUUUAUCUAAAAAAGAUCAAGAGUUUGAUUCACAACAAAAGCAAAUUCAGGAAGUUGAAGAAGUCAUGGAAAGGCAGUUAAGUAUUGUCCGUGACCAACUGGAGCAGACCUUAGUAACCUUAAAAGAAAAGGACAGACUCAUAGACAUCCAAAAGCAACAAAUGAGGAGCUAUGAGGAAAAAACAGAAGAACAGAUGAAUGUCUUACAUAGAGACUUAGAAUACACUAAGGCAAUACUGGAAGAAAAGGAUCUCGUGAUUGGAUCUCAGAGGGAAGUGAUUGAGACCUUCCAAAAACAAGAACAGGACUCCAAUCAGCAGAAGGAAAUUUUGCAGCAUCUUCAAGUGGCACUAAAGGAACAAGAGCAAGAAAUUUUAUCCCUUAGAAAUCAAUGUGAGUCAUGCAAGGAAGAGGAGGAAAACCAUGAAGCUGAGCAAGCAAAUCUUCAAGCAACAAAACUGACUCUGAAAGAAAGAGAAGAAAAGAUAGAGGUUCUGGAGGAGGCUAUCUCUAAGCUUCAACAGCAAAAGGAGGAGGCAGCGAUGCAGACUAAAGCCAUACUGCAAAAACUAGAAUGUGCUGAAUCUUCUCUAGAAACUAGAGAUCAAGAGAUAGCGUCUUUGCAAGAGCAUGUGCAGCACCUUCAAGAGCAGAAGGAAUUAGAAGGCAAGCAAGCCAAGAAUUUACAGCAGGAUCUAGACAAAAUGAGCCAAAUAGCGAAGAAGAACCAUUUAGAGUUCCUCAGGCAGACAGAGCAAAUUAACAUGUUCCAGCUUCGUGAAGAAAGCAUGAAGGUAGCACUAACAUCAUGCCAGAAGCAAGUGAAUCUGCUUGAGGAAGUGGUGAGGAAGAGAGAUGAAGACAAUGAAGCUCUUACACAAAAACUUCAUCACCAAGAAGAAGAACUGAAGGUCUUGCAGAAUCUCCAGCUUAGGCUAACUGAAACAAAUGAAGAGGUCAGGCACCACAGAGAGCAAGAGAAGCUUCUGGAGGAAGCCUUGCCUGAGAGGGAUCGAGAGGCCAAGGCUCAAGGUGAGCAAAAAGAGUUAGAAGAGGAAAUAAGAGCUCUUCGGGAAGAUCUCCAGCACGUUCAGCAGACCCUGACAAAGAAGGGUGAAGAGACCAGGUAUCAGAGAGACAGAGUCAGGUAUUUAGAGGAGACUCUGACAGGGAGAGAGCAAGAGCUUAGGAGGCAGAGUGAAGUCCUGAAACAGUUGACAUCAGCUUUACAAUGGAAAGGUGAAGGGGAGACCCUAAAGAAACAAAUCCAGAAGCUCCAAAAGUGGGAAGAAGAGGAAGCAGCAAAGAGGAAAGUUCUCCAGGAGAGAGACCAUCUCUUGAAAAGGCAGAAGGAGCUAGCCCAACAACUGGAAGAUGAGAGGAAAGCAAAGGGGGAAGAACUGGAACAUGUGAUUGCUGUUUUGAAGCAGAAUGAAAGCAGAGAAAUUGAAUGGAAAGGGAAGGCACAAGCACUCAGUCUUGCUCUUACCAAGAGUGAAAUGGCCAAUGGGACUCUGAGGGAAGAAAUAGCCAUCCUGCAAAGUAUGGUUUCAGAGAGGGACAAGGACCGCUUUCAUCUUCAGGCUAUUGCAGAAGGGGAGCAGCUAUCAUGGCUCUCAGAGAAGAGACUCCUGUCACAGCGGCUGGAAUGUCUGCAGCAAACAGUUGCAAGGCUGGAACAGGAGAAGACUGAGCUGAAGCAACUCAAUGAUGAGCUCAGAAGGACUCUUGAGCAGGUGGAACGUGAACGGAGGAGACUGAAAAGAGAUUAUGGUGGUCGGUCACUGCCAGGUGCAUGUGGAUUUUCUGAGUCUGACCAGCACAAGAUGCCUGCUUCUAGACAGGAGGAGUCUCACGCUCGCUGCAGUUGUCGAUUAGCUGAGUUACAGAACCAGGUGUCCCUUCUGCAGACCCAGCUGGCACAAGAACGAAAAUACAAGCAGGACUAUAUUGAGUGCUGUGCAAAGACCAGCCAGGAGCUGUCAGACCUUCACCAAGAGCUCUCUUACUCCUUAGCAGCUGUGGUCAGGGAGCCCAACGCUACUGUUCUGGAAGCAGAGACCUGGAAGCUGGAUCGGUCUCUGAACCUUAACUUGGCUGUGAUCUCUCUGGACCGUCAGUCUCCUGAGAGACAGAUGUUGCAUUCAACAGCCAGAUCGGCCAGAAGCAAUGACCUGAGGUAACAGGACCAGUGUACCGCAAGAGGCCUCAGCAGGAGCCAAGUCGGGGACCUGCUGUAGUAGGUGAACUGUGGCAGGGGGCUUGGUCCAAGGCAUGAGUCUCGAAGUAAGAUAAAAGUUCAGAGCACAGUGUUCACUGCAGGUUCCCCAGCAGAAGCAGUGGUGGGACAAAACUGGUGCUGGCUUGUCUGGAUGGGGUCAGUCAUAGGCCUGGAAAAGCAGGAUGAACCUGGUGAGCAGGUAAAAUUUCUUCCUUUUCUAAAGCAUUCCAUCACAGCAUGCCUGGUCUGUCUCCACACAGGCCCCCCACAUUAGGCUGUUCCUGUCAGUUUCUAUAGUGUAUACAAGACUUUGUCUGUUUGGGUUUUUUUCAAUACAUUUAUUUCUCAAGAACACUGCACAGGCUCUGAGCAGAAAUAUCCUUGCAGUGAUACUGUGUUGCUCCUCUGCUUUCUUCAGCAGCUGCUCCAGGUGGGCUUUCUCUGCGCAGAGCUCUUCAUUUGUUCUCUUACACAAGUUCAGCUUCUCCUGGUCAGAGAUCUUUGCUCUCUCCAUCUCGCCCACUUUACCUGACAGAACUUCGUUCUCUUGCUCCAGCUACAAUCGCAGAAGCACAGAGGAAAUAAAAUACAGUAAGAUUUACUCGGCAGGAGGUUUGGCUUGGACAGAAAACGGAGGAACAUUUCCAUAUUCACUCGGUCAUGCUGUCUGAAGGCAAGAAGUCUGAGAAGCAACAGCAGCAGCUGGAGACAAACACCUGGCAAGAUCUUUGGCAACUCUGCUCACCUGCAGCACAAGUGUGUUCAGUUGCACUUUAUCCAAUGCAAGAGCUUCAUUGAUACUGCUCAUGUUCCCUGUUGCGACACGUAGCUCAGCUAUUUCAGCACUCAGCUUAUUCUGAGCCCCUGUCAACUCUGCGACUGACUGCUCUGCCUGAAGAGACACAAAAGAAGAAUUUCUGUGACCUGAGACAAGGAAUAAAGAGCAACACAUGCUAAAAGAUCUAAUAAUGAUGAAAACUAAGAUAAAAUAUUAAAAAAGUCUAUGCUACAGAAAUAAUUCUAGUAAUAAAGUGCUUAGCCUCCAAUGGUCAGCUGAGAAGAACAUGGCAUCUCCUUACUUACUUACAAGAGGGAGAGCCCAGCAGAAGUCUUACCUUUUCUAGUCUAAAUGAGAUGUCUGAUCUUUGUCUUAAUGGAGGAGUUUCUGCCAAGCCAAAGACAAAGAAUCAAGGCUCAUGGAGGUGAGAAAUGGGGUGAGCUCCUGUGCAAAGCCAUUCCCUGCCUUUUACCUAUAUUCCUCUCAUAUAGAGGACAGCUGGUGCUGUCAAACCUUACCUUAUGAUGAGUAUUAGAAUCUAUAAAGCAUUAUUUCAGGCAAACGAUUUCUGGGGACAAAAUACGAGUAUGCAAGAACAAAAGCAUAGGCAAGGAGAGAGAACUGUAUGGAAAAGGAAGUCCAAACAAGAAAUUAGUAAUCCCUGAAAAUCAGGACAACUUCUGGGACACAUCUGUGCUAGGGCAGGUACUCCAACAAAACAAAAGGAUGUAAAGCUUGAGCUACACACAAUUAAGGCUAACAUAACUGAACAGGAAUAAAAUUGCACCUUAUGCAGUGCCGGUUCUGUUUUGCAUAUGUUAGCCCCUUGUCUCCUCUUACUUCUUACUCUGCUUUUUGAGAAAAACAACUUGCUUCUACCAAGGAGAGAAGUUAAAAGUUUUGAAGAUAUUAACACCAGGCACAUGACAGAAGUCCAGAAGCUCAGAUCAGGAUUACAUUUAGGGUCAGAUUUACAAGGUGCUUCUGAAUAGGACCCUUCACACUAUCACAAAGACGCCAGUGCAGGUUCCCUAGCUGGAGAUCUAUUUAGCAACAGAAAAUCUCAGGAGAGAGUAACAGCACUGAAAACCUGGUGUGCUGGGCUUUAGUAUGUGAAUAACACCAAAGAAUAAAAAUGUGGAACCCAAAGCUGCUGUUCUGGAAACAGAGACUUAGAAGCUGGGGCAGCCUCUGAACCUUCUUUUCCUGCAGCGGAGCAUCUGCAGCAUCAUGGGGUUCCUGUUGUGCGCCCUUCCUGGAAAUGUGUUAUGUUUUGCUGUGGGGAAGGGGGGUGCAUUUGUUCUGUUUACAUUUGGAAGCAUUUCCUAGUGACAGAUUUUUUUAAAUAAAAAGUAUGAACUGGC
This is a messenger RNA of Falco peregrinus (peregrine falcon), 10267 nucleotides long. RefSeq names its product centrosomal protein 250 (gene CEP250). NCBI's taxonomy places the organism in Eukaryota, Metazoa, Chordata, Aves, Falconiformes, Falconidae. Bases 207 to 8087 code for a protein of 2626 amino acids. The transcript has 32 exons. The record is from RefSeq and is a predicted model, not a curated record. Gene Ontology annotation, biological process: cilium assembly.